Bombus pascuorum is the source of this 1298-nucleotide messenger RNA. Its product is annotated as aldo-keto reductase family 1 member A1-like. The transcript has 7 exons. The record is from RefSeq and is a predicted model, not a curated record. NCBI's taxonomy places the organism in Eukaryota, Metazoa, Arthropoda, Insecta, Hymenoptera, Apidae. The coding region runs from base 182 to 1174 and encodes 330 amino acids. Gene Ontology annotation, molecular function: aldose reductase (NADPH) activity. Gene Ontology annotation, cellular component: cytosol.
UGAACUUAUAUAUAUACAACUCUCUUUCUCUAUAAACGUGAACUUAUGUAUUCAGAACAGUACAAGUCUGAUCUAACUUUAGAAAUUGAUUUUGUAUCCAAAUAGCGCUUCUACAAAGUAGAUAAUUUAUAUAUAUCUAAAAAUAAUAGUUUAUGCAUUAAACCAAUUGAAGAAGGGAAAUAUGCAAACAGUACGAUUGUUAUCAGGGUAUGAUAUGCCUACUGUGGGUUUGGGUACAUGGCAGGCUAAACCUGAAGAAAUUGAGAAAGUUGUAAUAGCUGCUCUAGAUGUUGGCUAUAGACACAUUGAUACUGCAUUUAAUUAUAAUAAUGAAGAAGCAAUAGGAGCAGUAUUAAAAGAAUGGUUUAGAAAAGGUGGGAAGCGCGAAGAUCUUUUUAUUACUUCAAAGUUACCUAAUUUUGGUAAUCGACCAUCAGAUGUAGAGAAGUUUAUUAAUUUAUCACUGAAAAGACUUGGUUUAGAUUAUUUGGAUAUGUAUUUAAUCCACAUGCCUUUUGCCUUUAAAUUAGAUGAAAGUACUUGUACCUCAGCAAUUAAUGAAGAUGGAAGUUUUAUGUUGGAUCUUGACACAGAUCCUGUUUCAGUGUGGAAGGAAAUGGAAGAACAAGUAAGAAAAGGUCGUACAAAGUCUAUAGGUUUAAGUAACUUUAAUGAAAAACAAAUUUUAAAUAUAUGGGAGAACGCACAAAUUAAGCCAAGUAACUUACAAGUGGAAUUACAUGCAUAUCUGCAACAAAAUUCGCUACGGCAAUUGUGUCAAACGCACAAUAUCAUUAUAACAGCUUACAGCCCCUUGGGAUCACCAGGAGCUAAAACGCAUUUUCAAACGAAAUAUAAUCAUAAAGUUGAAGAUUUUCCAGAUGUUCUGGGACAUCCAAUAGUACAAAAAAUAAGCGCAGAACAUAAACGAUCACCAGCACAAGUGUUACUACGUUACUCAUUACAAUUAAAUGUUGUUGUAAUUCCAAAAAGUAAAUCUCCCGAGAGAGUUAAGGCAAACAUUGACUUAUUUAGUUUUUCAUUAAAUGAAGAAGAAAUGAAAAUUUUGAGUACCUUAGACAAAGGCGUACGUGGAAGAAUUUUUAAUUUCUUGUUUUUUAAGGGGGUCGAGAAUCAUCCACAUUAUCCAUUUAAGGAUGAAUUACAGUCCUAAAUAAAAAAAAAAAAAAAGAUUAUUAAGGUGUAGUUCGAAUGUAUGCAUAUUUAUACAUUGAAAAUGCAUGAAAUAUAGUACAAAAUGAAAGCAUAUAUAUAAAACGAAUAAAUAUAUAACACAA